Molecule: messenger RNA, 12315 nt
Organism: Podarcis lilfordi (Lilford's wall lizard)
Lineage: Eukaryota; Metazoa; Chordata; Lepidosauria; Squamata; Lacertidae
Source: the annotation of a GenBank genome assembly
AUGCGGUUGCAGAAGAGGAGCUUGGUGGCAUUUGCCUGGAGUUUGGUGGUUGCUUCUGCUGCUGCUCAGAGUGGUAAGUUGCAGCAUCUUUUCUCCUGCAAAUUGCAUUUCUCUCCUUGCAUUGGGAAGGGCUGCUGGGCUUGCAUCUCCUUUGCUGUGGGUUUUGAGGCUUGAGGGGGUGACCAUGGGUAUCUCUUCUUACUCUCUGCCCUCUACAAGCCUCUGAGGCAGGCUUAUGUUGAAAACAAUAGGGCUGAGGCCCUCCAGUGGCCAAUGUGGGCUGAGAAGGCACUUGAACCCAGAACUGCCCCUCUCCUACCCUUGCAUCUAGACCUGUUUUGUUCCUGCAUUUCAAAAUAUCGUUAUGGCAUUAUUAUUGCAUUUAUACCCUAUCUACAAAAGUACACAGGGCAGCUUACCUAAAAUCUAUAAACCAAUACAGUGGUACCUCAGGUUAAGUACUUAAUUCAUUCCAGAGGUCCAUACUUAACCUGAAACUGUUCUUAACCCGUUCUCAGCACCACUUUAGCUAAUGGGGUCUCCCACCGCUGCCGCUGCACGAUUUCUGUUCUCAUCCUGAAGCAAAGUUCUUAACCUGAAGCACUAUUUCUGGGUUAGCAGAGUCUGUAACCUGAAGCGUAUGUCACCUGAGGUACCACUGUAUUUAAAAAGCAACAUCCACAUUUUUUGGGGCGGGGUGCACAUUACAAAAUAAGGAGCCCUAUGGGAUUGUGCGCUUUAUUUAUUCUCUGGCUCAAAUUUCUCCUGCUAGCCUUAACCAGAUGAGAGGAACCUUAGACACGGGGGGCCAGAUCUGGCUCUCCAAACCUCUCUGUCUGGCCCUUGGAACUCUUACCAGGCCACACCCCUUCACUGGCCCUGCUUUGUACCCUCCUUGAGUGGUUCUUGCGCGGCUGGAAUUUGUCCUUGAACACCAGUAAUGCCCCUUGCUUGCCCAGAGGCGGGUAUGCAAGUGUGUGUAGAAGUUAAAUUACUGCACAAAGGUAACAUCCGCAUCAAUUGCCCCACUCACUUUUGCCUCCACACUUGCCCACCACUGGCAUGUGGCCCCCAGAAGGGUAUCUACGAGGAAAUGUGGCCCUCGUUCUGAAAAAGGUUCCUUGCCUGUUCUCUUAGCCAAGGCUUGAAACCAGGGUCUGGGGCUGUUUCCGGCAGUUAGGAGGAGGAGUCUCAUCAGCCUUCACUGUGGUUAGCACUGAUGCAACAAGGAACUGUGGUUAAGAGUAGCGGCGUAGAGGCCCAGCUCCUUCCUACAAUCUGCCUGUGAUUACAAGCCUUUUAGGUAUCUGUCGGCUCUGACUCUUCUCCCUCCCCCUGCAGUACCUGCCACUUCCAUGCCCUAUAAAUGCAACAGGACCAGCAUCCAUUUAGUGGUCAAGAUGGACCCUUGGGACACAGGUCUCAGGCUGGAACCGCAAUAUCUGCACCUCGGCCGCUGCUCCCCUUCCUUUGAGGACAACCGGCAGGGCUUCUUCCACUUCCAGUACCACUUUAAGGAAUGUGGCUUUGCACGGCUGGUGAGUGUUCUGAGGGGCCAGGAUUUUGCAGGCUGCUGUGGUGACUUGCUGGUCACUCAGGAGGCGGCUGAAGAAUGUUGCUCGUAAGGCGGAAGGUAGGGAGCCCAACAGUAGGUGGCACCAAAGCCAAUGUCAGAAUGAGUUAACAAAUUCUUGUUUUGUGCUCCUCCUCCUCCUUUUCCCUCGUGAAUUCUAAAAAGGCAGCACUGAGAAUAAGGAGGCGGAAGGGGAACUCCAAGUCAGCCUCAGGACUAGCUGUGAGCAAGAAGGCAGGCUGGUGGGAGCUGGCUGAGGACAGACUGAGGUUGGUGGGCCAAUGCCCCCUUUGUCCUAAUGGACCAGCCUCCAUUGAGUGAACUGCAGGACUGUUCCUCAUUGAGGUUUGGAGAGAAAUGCUCUGAAGCUUCUCUGUGUCUCAGGAACUGAAGCGGGCUCCCAUUUCAAGGUAGGCACAGUGGUACCUCAGGCUAAGUACUUAAUUUGUUCCGGAGGUCCGUUCUUAACCUGAAACUGUUCUUAACCCGAAGCACCAUUUUAGCUAAUGGGGCCUCCCGCUGCUGCCGCGCCGCCACCGCACAAUUUCUGUUCUCGUCCUGAAGCAAAUUUCUUAAUCCGAGGUACUAUUUCUGGGUUAGCGGAGUCUGUAACCUGAAGCGCAUGUAACCCAAGGUACCAUUGUAUAUUACUUCCAUAGUAAAAGCCUGUCGUCUAUGCAUUGCCAAAAAGAGGAAAUGGGGGGGAGGGCCUCGAAGGGCGAACAUUUGAGUAAUAAAUUUUGCAUAUGCAUAUUGUUGUAUAAGAACAACAAUAAUAAAUAAUAAUUUAUUAUUUGUACCCCGCCCAUCUGGCUGGGUUUCCCCAGCCACUCUGGGCGGCUCCCAGUGGAAUAUUAAAAACGCGGUAAGACAUCAAACAUUACAAACUUCCCUAAACAGGGAAUUGUCAUUUAUUUCAUCUUUGAAUGACUUUCCACGAGGCAUUGAUUUGCAAUACAAUAACCUAUAUUAAACAGUUUAAAACAAUUGCAUACCUAAAAAUUACAAAAUGGGCUGCAUUAAAAUAAAUUUAUAUAUCUAGAUGCAAAGUCAGAAAUUUCGACAACUGACUUCUCUUUCAUGCCAUACAUUUAAGCAUCUCAUUUCCACUUUAAAUAGUCAUUGCUUCCCCUAAAGAAUUUUGGGAGCUGUAGUUUAUUAAGGGUGCUGGGAGUUGUGAAGAGACCCCUUUUCCCCCUCGCAGAACUACAAUUCCCAGAGUUCCCUGGGAAGAGAGGUUGAGCUGAAAGCCAUUCUAGCUAUUGUAGCUCUGAGAGGGGAAUUUGGGGGGAGGUGGGGUCUCCUAGCAACUCUUGGCACCCUUCAUGAACUACAGCUCCCAGAAUUUUUAGGGGAAGCCACGAUUGCUUAAAGUUGUAUGAUGCUGCUUUCAAGGUAUGGUGUGAAUGUGGGCUUUGGCUGAGCAUCCAUUAUCUGAAUGCUAACGUCUCAGUUUUUUAUUCUUGCAGAUCUGUGGCGCAAUGGUAGAGUAUUCUAGUAGCCUGGUCUACAGGCCACCCUCCACCCGGUCCGAUCUCUACAGCAGGAGCCCUUUCAUGGAGAGGAUUAACUGUACCAAUUAUGAGUAAGCACUGCAUGUGUGGACAUGGGAAAGGCAAUUUGGGGUGAAGAGGAUGGAUGUCAGAAGUGGAGCUGAAGUUGUGAAUCCAAACACGUCUCUGUUAAGAGUUCAGCUGUGGGAGAAAAGUUCCUGUAAAUUCUUUUUUUCUUUUGCAGCAGAAAUCUGCUAAGGAUAUACAGUCUGAUAUCUGCAAAAGCCACCAGGAAAGUUUCCUGUUGGUGUAACGCAGCAUUCUUAAGGCAGCAAAUCGAUUUUUUAAAAAAAGAUUCUCAUAUAGUAGUUCUUAAAAGCAUGCGGGUUACUUCCUUGGAGCAGGAGGGGGGACAAAUUAAUAAUAAUUAAUAAUAAUAAAUAUAUUAUUUCUACCCUGUCCAUCUGGUUGGGUUUCCCAAGCCACUCUGGGCGGCUUCCAACCAAAGACUAAAAAUAAAUUAAAACAUCAAUCAUUAAAAACUUCCCUUAACAGGGCUGCCUUCAGAUGUCUUCUAAAUGUCAUAUAGUUGUUUAUUUCCUUGACAUCUGAUGGGAGGGUGUUCCACAGGGCAGGCACCACCACCGAGAAGGCCCUCUGCCUGGUUCCCUCUAACCUCGCUUUUCGAAGGGAGGGAACUGCCAGAAGGCCCUCGGAGCUGGACCUCAGUGACUUGAGGCUGCCAUCUUAUACACAGUUAGCUGGGAUUGGAGGGCGCCAGGGGAAGGGUGACUUGGGGCAUGUUUGGAAGAUUUCUCAGAAUGGUAGAGUUGUCAGGGUCCCCUGCAAUGCAGGAAUCGCAGCUAAAUAAUCCCUGACAGAAGACCAUCCUGCCUCUGUUUUAAAACCUCCAAGAGAGUCCACCAGCUUCUGAGGUACAGUGGUACCUCGGGUUAAGUACUUAAUUCGUUCUGGAGGUCUGUUCUUAACCUGAAACUGUUCUUAACCUGAAGCACCACUUUAGCUAAUGGGGCCUCCUGCUGCUGCUGCUGCAUGAUUUCUGUUCUCAUCUUGAAGCAAAGUUCUUAACCCGAGGUAAUAUUUCUGGGUUAGCGGAGUCUGUAACCUGAAGCGUCUGUAACCCGAGGUACCAGUAACCCGAGGUACCACUGUAGUUCCAGUCCACUGUUUGAACAGUUCUUAACCUCAGAAAGUUCUUCCUAAUGUUUAAUUAAAAUAUGCAAGUGAAUUGUAAGGCUCCCACGCUCUCUCCAACCUCAUGAAAAUAAGCCCAGUUGCGCUGCAACUUGGAACUUCGAAGUGGUGAAUGCACAGCGCCCAUCUCGUCGCUUCACUCCCCUAGUCCACAUUGAGGUGGCUCGCUGUAACACUCGCAAGGAGAGACUGACUCUCUUCUCUUCCAGCGCAGGGCGCUUGACGACUCCUCCUCCACAAGUGACAACGGUCACCGGCCAUCUUUCUGCUUCCAGUGGACUAAUGUUCACCGGCACUUUAAUGAAUGGUAAGCAACAGGAUCCAGCUGGGUGGGGUGGGGGUGGGGAGGCUCACAGUAGGCGGAGCUAGAUGCAUUGAUAGGUGGAGCCAAUGAUAGGCGCAGCCUCCUAAUUCCAGUGGCAUGUGUGAUCGAACUGUGAUAAUUCUGCCUGGUUGCUGGAUGGAGAAGUAUAAUAAUCUCUGGGAGGCAUCUGGUUAAAUUUUACUUGGAGCAGGCACACUGAAAUUAACAGACCUAACUUAGACCCCCUCUGCAUUAUAUACAUUUAGAGCAGUAUCGUACCACUUUAAACAGCCGUGGCUUCUCCCAGAGAGUUCAGGGACCUGUAGUUCAGCAUGCUGAGAGUUAGGAAGGACCUUCAUCCCCCCCCCCCCGAACUACAGUUUCCAAGAGUUCCCUGGGAAGAGAAGAUGAUUGUUCAACAAGCCUGAGAAUUGUAGCUCUGGGAGGGAAACAGGAGUCUCCAAAUUACGCCUGGCACCUUUAACAAACUCCAGCUCCCAAGAUUCUUUGGAGGAAACAAUUGCCUUUUAAAGUGGAGAGUCGGUGUGGUGCAAUGUUGGAGUCUGGUUAGAGUGCCUGACCAGGACCUGAGAGACCAGGCUGUGAAUCCUCACUUGGCCGUGAGUCUCACUGGGUGACCCUGGGCCAGUCUCUGCCUAAAUGCAAUGUAAUAAUAAUAAUAAUAAUAAUAAUUUAAUUUAUAUCCCGCCCUCCCCAGCCGAAGCCAGGCUCAGUGCGGCUAACAACAGUAAAAUAAUACAGCAUUGUAAAAUCAAUUCAUUAUAAAAUCAGUUCAAAUCAAAUUAAUGGCAACCGUUGGGCUAGAGUUCUGUGAGGAUUACCAAAGGAGGGGGUCAGUCUGUGCCUUGGCCAAAGGCCUGGUGGAACAGCUCUGUCUUGCAUGCCCUGAGGAAAGAUGUCAAGUCCCGCAGGGCCCUAGUCUCUUGUGACAGAGUGUUCCACCAGAUCAGACCCACAGCUGAAAAAGUCCUGGCUCUGGUUGAGGCCAGCCUAACCUCCUUGUGCCCUGGGACCUCCAAGAUGUUUUUAUUUGAAGACUGUAAGGUCCUCCGUGGGACAUACCAGGAGAGGCGGUCCCGUAGGAUGUGUAAUAAGAGUGCUAUAAAUGUAUUGUGCAGAUUGGGCCUUCAUGAUGUCCAUUAUUUCCAGUGGGUCUGCUCAUGAGCAGUUGAAUGCCACCCUCUGAGUUGCAUCUGGGGAAAUAUAGGCAGCUGUAGAAAGAAUCUUGCCCUUUGUUCCACCUUGCUCUGCCCACCCCGGCAUGUGCCCACCCUCAGAGGGUUCCCCCAAGAGAAUGUAGGAAACUGUUUCCACUCGUUGCUCCUAAAAGUGCUGCCUCUUCUGUCUUUGCAGCGGACUUCAGCGCUCCCUCAUCCUCCAGCGUCUUCCCCCUGGGCUCUCAGAUCCACAUUCAGUUUGCUGUUCAGCGUUCCUUCCACCAGCCUUUGCAGGUUUUUGUGGACGAGUGUGUGGCUGCCACAACUCCAGACCUGAGCACAUCGCCCCAGAGUUACGUCGUCAUUGCGAACCAUGGGUGAGUCUGCACUGUGGGGGGUUUUGAGUUCUGUGGAUGGAAGGGGAACAGCCUUACCAAGCUUACCAAAUAGUUUUGGAAAACUGCUACAAUGAUUUAUAUGGAAACUUAGCCAGGGGGAAUCGAAGUCACCCAACAAUGUUAACAAAAGGGGAAUUAUUACAGUAAGGAUAAAUGUUUGUUUGUUUGUUGACAUUUUCUUUUUAUGUUUGUGGAUUUGCUUGUUAUAAAUUUGGAAAACUAAUAAAAAAAAUUUGAAAAAAAAUAAAAUAAGCUACCUCACAGGGUUGUUUGGAGGAUGAAAUGCAAGGGGGGGGGCUCUGCCUGCCACCCCUGGAGAAAAGAUGGGAUAUUAAUGGCAUCAAUCCAUAAUAAACAUAAGUGCCAGGUUAUUUUUUGUUUCAAAAGCUGCCAGUGUCGCCUGGAUUUUUGCACCAAGAGACAAUUGUGUAGCAUCUGCUAAAAAAAAAAACUUGGGAUGCAUUUUGUCCUCCGAAUGAGAUGUGCUUUUUAAAACAUAUAUUUCUUGUUGGGUUUUGGGCAGGUGCCUUGUUGACAGCAGGGUUGCAAAUUCCCGGUUCCUCCCUAGACAGACUCCGGAAGUGCUCCAUCUUUCUCUGCAAGCCUUUGAAUUCGUUGAAAUAGAUACUGAUGUAAGUAACUUACAACUUAAUAGGCCUUGCGCCAGUAUUUCCUGAGGUAACCUCCAAUUUUGCAGUGAUUUUGCAAUUUUUCUCACCUGCUGUUCAGCAGGCAGUUGUCGACUCAUUAAUCCAUGCUUUGUGUAGCCUCAGGGCUAGGAACCUGUUUGAAUGGAGGCAGAACUCCGCUCCCAGUACUACAUUCUGUACUUUUGCAUCGUGCCCAGGAAGCCACCUUAUUCUGAGUCACGCCGUUGGCUCAUUAAGCUGACAGGCAGUGGCUCUUCAGGGUUUUGAGCACCCGGCAUUCCCAGCUCUUAUUUGGGGAUGUGGAUAGCUAUGAUGACCCUAGGUUUGAGUAGCUGUUACCCAGUUUGUGGGGCACUCCAGAACAUGGGAGUUUUCACUGCAAAACACUGCAAAAAUAUUGCAAGACUUCGGCACUGGUUUGAAGGGAUUUGGACAGCAUAUGCAUUGGCUCCUAGUACAUUUCCGAGCACAGUUCAAAGUGUUGGUGCUGACCUUUCAAGCCCUAAACGGCCUCAGCCCAGUAUACCUGAAGGAGUGUCUCCACCCCCAUUGUUCAGCCCGGACACUGAGAUCCAAAUCUGAGGAUCUUCUGGCAGUUCCCUCACUGCAAGAAGUGAGGUUACAGGGAACCAGGCAGAGGGACUUCUCAGUAGUGGCUCCCUCCCUGUGGAACGCCCUCCCAUCAGAUGUCAAGGAAAUAAAGAACUAUCUGAUUUUUAGAAGACAUCUGAAGGCAGCCCUGUUUAGGGAAGUUUUUAAUGUUUGAAGUUUUAUUCGGUUUUUAGUGUUCUGUUGGGAGCCGCCCAGAGUGGCUGAGGAAACCUAGCCAGAUGGGCGGGGUAUAAAUAAUAAUUUUAAUAUUAUUUUUGGGGUGUUAACUAUGAACCCCAUGUUUGUAUCAAUUACUCCAUUUGUGGGGUUCUGCAAAACUCGGACUUAUCACUGCAAAAUGCCGCAGUGAAACUUAGACACAGGUUUGGAGGGGGUCCCAAAUUUUGGUGUUUGCAGUUAAUAAACCUGAUGGUGGGGACUGAACCCGGAACUUCUUGCAUUCAACAUGCAAUAGGCCACUUUUGGUAAUGCUUGUGCAAGGAGACUCUCAGCUUGCACCUGUGUUUGAGGGUCUCACUGGUACUGCAUGGAAGCACCCUUCAAAAUAAGGGGUUAUGCCAUGGGUAGGCAAACUAAGGCCCAGGGGCCAAAUCCAGCCCAAUUGCCUUCUAAAUCCGGUCCACAGACGGUCAGGGAAUCAGCGUGUUUGUACAUAUGUAGAAUGUGUGCUUUUAUUUAAAAUGCAUCUCUGGGUUAUUUGUGGGGCAUAGGAAUUCGUUCAUAUUUUUUUCCAAAAUAUAGUCCGGCCCCCGACAAGGUCUGAGGGACAGUGGACUGGCCCCCUGCAGAAAAAGUUUGCUGACCCCUGGGUUAUGCUGUAUACGACAUCCCUGUGAGGAAGCCACAAGCCAUGGCAGUACUGGUCUUGGGCGGUGCCAGGGACCUCUCUCGGCUGUUCUAGUAUUGCAGGGGGUCUGCAGGUGGUGGAUUUAUCCUACUUUAUUAGUUCUGUGGUGCUCGGGCAGAAUGCUACCACAUUGUUGCUUGGAGGGGCUGUAGCCUAACAAAGAGAAGGAUGUCCUCUUCAAAACUUUUGCAGGCACGCACGGUGUUGAAGGCAUGUGUAGAUAUUUUAUAAUUUAUACUUGCUAAAAUGACUUCUAAGCAGUUUAAAAGUGAGCAGUGUUACAGUUAGAGUCAUAGAAUUGUAGAGGUGGAAGGGACCCCAAGAGUCAUCUAGUCUAACCCCCUGCAAUGCAGGAAUCUCCGCUAAAGCAUCCCUGACAGAUGGCCAUCCAACCUCUGCUUUAAAACCUCCAAGGAAGGAGAAUCCACAACCUCCCAAGGGAGACCGUUACUCUGUCAAACAGCUCUUGCUGCCAGAAAGUUCUUCCUGAUGUUUAGUUGGAAUCUCCUUUCUUGUAACUUGAAGCCAUUGGUUCGAGUCCUACCCUCCAGAGCAGGAGAAAACAAGCUUGCUCCAUCUUCCAUGUGACAGCCCUUCAGACAUUUGAAGAUGGCUAUCAUAUCUCCUCUCGGUUUCCUCUUUUCAAGGCUAGACACACUCAGCUCCUUCAACUGUUCCUCAUAAGGCUCGAUUUCCAGACCCUUGAGCAGGCUUCCACUACCUUGGCCCUCCAGAUGUUUUGAGACUACAAUUCUCAUCAUCCCUGACCACUGGUCCAGCUAGCUAGGGAUCAUGGGAGUUGUAGGCCAAAAACAUCUGGAGGGCCGAGGUUGAGGAAGCCUCUCUUGAGCAUCUUGGUUGCCCUCCUCUGCAGCAACAAAUAAUUAAGUGUGACUGUCCCAGGAGCACCAGGAGCAAAAUCCAUUCCUCUUGCAGGUUUACCUUCACUGCCAAGUUUUAGUCUGGGACCCAGCUGCACCCGCCGACCACAUGAGGAAGGCCUGCUCGUUUCACAGAGAUACGAACAAGUAAGGAAUGUGGGGAAUGGUUGUUUGUUAGAGGUUUUUGCCGAAGGGAUCUGUGAGUGGUGAGCCUUUUGGCUAGGUAAGACCAAUACUGAGAGGCUCAUUCCAGACCCUCCAGGUGUCCCUGUUUUCCAGGGACGUCCCUGAUUUAGAGAAGCCGUCCCGGUUUCUGAUUUGAUCUUGGAAUGUCCUGCUUUUCCUUAGGAUAUCCGUAUAUUCAUUGGAGAAAUGCUGGAGGGUAUGGUGUUAUCCCACCCCACCCCCCCGAGCUGUCCGAAGGCAAUCCUGUAUAGGGAAGUUUCCUUAAUGUUUUAUGGUGUUUUUAUAUAUGUUGGAAGCUUACCAGACUGGCUGGGGUAACCCAGUAAGAUGUGUGGGGUUAUAAAUAGUAAAAUUAUCAUUAUGGAAUGGGAUGUCUCUAUUUUCAUCGGAGAAAUGUUGGAGGGUAUGUCGUUCCAGGGAUGUUGGACUAUGUGUGUGUGCACACGCACAAAAUGGGCAGGCCCUCAAUUUCAAUUUCAAAUUUUAAAAAACGUUCCAUGGGCGUCUAUGACUUGCUCCGAAAUAACAAGCUGGCAAAGAGCCUGUUUCUAGAGCAGAGUGGUCUCAUCAUCAGGCCCUGCUAAGGAAGGAGGGUUCAAUGCAAAAUCUGCAGUUGCUGUGGAAACCCAAUUUGGUACAUCGCUGGGAGGUCAUCCCCUAUGAGCCAGUGGCAGGAGGACCUUAUUCACACCAGUGACCUCAUUCCUUCAUAUGCAGCCUUCUGAGGGGGUGGGGGUGGGGAGAUGCAAGUGGUGGGUGGGGCCAGAGGCAAAAGUGGGUGGAGCAACUCCUUUUGGGAGUGGAGGGUGUCAUUCCAAGCCAUUCAAAAGAGGUUUCUGCACACAGAUACCCCUCUCCAUCCCAGGCAAGCAAGAGGCAGGAUCGCAGUUCCGGGGACACAUUCCGGUUGGGCCCAGCCCCUUUAAGAGGGUCUGGAUCAGGACCAGUGAUGGGAAUGGCCUCCGGGGCAGGCAGAGGCCUGGGGUUCCCCAACCCCUGAUGUAAGCAGACGCUGCAUCAGAAGGAAGUUCCCAGAGACAUGAGGCUUGCAGUCGGAGCCUGGAAGCAAGACUAAAUCAGUUUCAUUUCAUCCUAGUGCCUGGUGAAAGAAUAAAUCCAGCACGCGUGUGGAUACUGUGAGGUCUGUGACUUUUGCAAGCCUCAUCCACACUUUCCUUCGCUCCAUGUUUUCUGGACUUUCUAGGUCCUUUUCUUUUUCUUCUUCAUUUUUCGUCCCAUUGCUUUCUCUGGGAAAACCCACAUUUUUCCCCCUGCUGAAUUGGAGCAAACAGCAAGCAGCAGAAAACCCAACAGCUGCCUGUGUCAAUUCACCAGUAAAAUGCAGGUUUUCCUGGAUGAAAGUGGUGGAAUAAAAAGAACCUGCUUAGUCACAGACCUGGAAAGCCCGCAGCUGUGCCUAUAAAUGCGGCACAAAAGCAAGUGUCAAGGAGCCCUUGAAUUCAGAAGUUGACGGCUUUCCUUCUCUCCACAGAUGGGAGCUCCUAGAUGAUCCAUCCAGUUCUGUGUGCAGCUGCUGUGACUCGACGUGUGGAGCGACUGGGUCUCGCCACCAGAGAGAUCUGGAAGGUAUCUCUGCACAUUUUUAAUUGUUUGUUUGUUUAACGCAUCCCUGGAAACGGACAGGGCAGCGGUUGAACUGGUCAUACCAAAAUCUGCAUCCGUCGCUUCUCUUCAGGUCUGUCUGUGGAAGUCCGUCCACGGCAAUCGAACGUGGUGGUGACUCAUUUCACAAUUCAGAAACUGGCUCAAAAUGGAGACCACGGAGAGCUGGAUGCAAACGGCUCUCUUGCUGUCAGGAGGAGUCGCAAAGGUAAGGUAAGUCAUCCAACGAUAUGCACUGGGCCAAAACCAAGGUGGUCUUAUCUCUCUCUCUCCUCUCUCCUCUCUCUCUCUCUCUCUCUGUUUGUGCUAUAAGAAAAACUGCUCCCUUUCCUUUAUGGGGUAUUCCAGAGCCCAUAUAGAAUCCUUAAGUGGGUUCCCUAUUGGUAGGAGAAAGUAAGAAGCCAACCAGAGAAUAUUGAGAAGCAAAGCAGCUAGUAAGCCUGAUCUUUAUUCAAGGAACUAUUGCAACAGAGUCCCCACUCACCACAUGCAGGAGAGAGGAGGAACCCUGAACAAUGGUGCACAAGCCCUUAUAUAGACUUUUGAAAUUGCCCACCCUGUAGCCCAAGACCACCCCCCUAAAACAUCAAACAUACAUCACAGAAGGAGGUGGUCUACAGCAGAAAUCCUCCCGGCCAGAAUACCUGAUAAUGGUCACUGAUUGCAUUACCUGGGCAGCCUGGCCAUUCUUUCAUGAUGGUUAAUACUUUAGUUCCUGAAUCCAGGCCACAGGCUCACCCUAUUCAUACACAAAUACGCCCUUAAGACAGGAUUGGUAAGGGAAAAGACAAUGGGAAGGCUUUCCCCAUUGGCCUCCCUUACUGCAGAGGAAUAUUUGAGGUCAUCGGGAGAGUCAAAAUGGCUUCAGGAUUGCUCUCCCAUACUAUUUCAGACACAUGGUUCAUAUAUUUAGAUAUGUGUGCAUUUCUGAAUAUUUAUUCUAUGUUGGAGACCUUAAAAUUAUUAGAACAGUGCGUAGAGCCCUCAAUGGCUUGGGACGAGUUUACCUGAAGGUUAAUUGAAUUGGGCCCAGAAGUGAACUGGCAGCCAUUUACCACUAGAUAAAUUGGGUGUUUUUGAAAAGCUGAAAGCAUGCCAGAAACGCUAGGAGGGGUGGUGAUGGUAAGGGCUGUAACUCAGUGGGAGAGCACCUGCCUUUAUUGCAAAUGGUUCAAUCCUGGCAUCUCUAGGUAAUAUUACGGAAAUAAAAAAUGCUCUCUCUGAAACCCUGGAGCAUUGCUGCCGGUCAGUGGAAGUGCUGAGCUACAUGGACCCAAUUCUCUGACUCUAUAUUAAGCAGACUCCUAAGUUCUCUCUUUCUUUCUCUCUCUCGGCAGGUGGAAAACAAAAUGUAA